AUGAGACAAGCAUUCCACAAAAACCUCUAUAGAAGCUUCUUGGUUGGAAAGAAAAAGGAGCCUAUCAACAUUUUGCAGUAUGCUAAUGAUACUGUCUUUGUAGGAGAGGCUGUGUGGGAGAAUAUUCAUGUUAUAAAGGCCUUAUUAAGAGGAUAUGAAUUAGCUUCUAGUUUAAAGAUUAACUUUGCUAAAAGUCAGUUUGGGAUAAUAGGGGGUGGAGUCAAUUGGUCUUUGGAAGCAGCCAAUAUUUUGCACUGUCGACAGCUGGAAUAUCCUUUCCUCUAUUUAGGCUUACCUAUUGGGGCUAAUCCUUCUAGCCAGCUGGUGUGGGAGCCUCUCAUUUCUAAAUUCAAGUCUAAAUUAGCCAAAUGGGCUCAAAGAGAUAUAUCCAUGGCUGGGAACUCUCCUCCUCCUCCAUGA
This is a messenger RNA of Glycine soja, 420 nucleotides long. RefSeq lists its product as uncharacterized. NCBI's taxonomy places the organism in Eukaryota, Viridiplantae, Streptophyta, Magnoliopsida, Fabales, Fabaceae. The coding region runs from base 1 to 420 and encodes 139 amino acids. The transcript has a single exon. The record is from RefSeq and is a predicted model, not a curated record.